UGAUCCGGUUCCUCUUUACGCCCUGCCACCUUCUGCAUUCGAGAAGAUAACCCUUCACCGUAGCGGAUAAACAUGCCGGGGCUCCUGAAGAUCAUCGCUAGUCGUGCUGCUCCUGCCCUGCGGGGACACAACCUCACUCAGAGGGCUAAUCUCUACACUAGACCGGCAAAGGAAAAGAUCGGCCCAGCUGAAACUGCCAUUGGAAUGAGCAUGUUUUCCCUGGCCAUCCUGGGACCAGCUGGAUGGAUCCUGGCCCACUUGGAGGACUACAAAAAGAAAGACUAAAAUUGCCAUUUUAAUUAUCUCAUACCUGGUGUAUCCAGCCUCCUGUCUCCAGUGACAACCUGGGACCAUCAUCAUUAUACUCCGCUGCAGAAAAGAAUAUGGAACAAGUUUUACCUUGACUCUUCUACCUCGCUGAUUGUUUCACUCCACAUCCCAGAUAGAAACCAACUGUUUCCAAAACACAGAUUCUGAUACAUUGAAUGCGUAAAAACUUGUAUUGUACCUUGUAUCUUCCCUCUUAAGGAGUAUGUUACAAGAUUAAAUUUUAAACAUCU
Molecule: messenger RNA, 560 nt
Organism: Siniperca chuatsi (mandarin fish)
Lineage: Eukaryota; Metazoa; Chordata; Actinopteri; Centrarchiformes; Sinipercidae
Product: cytochrome c oxidase subunit 8B, mitochondrial
Exons: 2
Coding region: 73-285 (70 amino acids)
Biological process (GO): mitochondrial electron transport, cytochrome c to oxygen
Cellular component (GO): mitochondrion
Source: RefSeq, a predicted model, not a curated record